UAUGCUCCCUCCCAUCCUCUUCUAGAAGGAAGACCCUUUAGAACAAAAAAAAUGAAGAGGGGAAAAGAGCUGGUUAGCCUACUGCUGAUUGGAAUUGCCGCAUGGGGAAUCGGCUUUGGCCUUAUUUCCAGCCUCCGGGUUGUUGGCGUGGUCAUUGCGGUUGGCAUCUUCCUCUUCCUCAUCGCCUUGGUGGGAUUGAUUGGUGCUGUGAAGCAUCACCAGGUGUUGUUGUUCUUUUAUAUGAUCAUCCUCUUACUGGUUUUCAUCAUCCAGUUUUCCGUGUCCUGUGCUUGCUUAGCCCUGAACCAGGAGCAGCAGGGCCAGCUUCUGGAGGUUGGAUGGAACAAUACGGCCAGUGCCCACGAUGAUAUUCAAAGAAGUUUGAACUGCUGUGGGUUCCGGAGUUUUAAUCCAAAUGACACCUGCCUUGCCAGCUGCCUUAAAAACCACCACAACUGCUCUCCCUGUGCCCCGAUCAUAGAAGAAUAUGCGGGAGAGGUGUUGCGAUUUGUGGGCGGAAUCGGGCUCUUCUUCAGUUUCACAGAGAUCUUGGGAGUUUGGCUGACCUACCGAUACCGGAACCAAAAAGACCCUCGGGCGAACCCGAGUGCCUUCCUUUGAUGGGUGAUCAAGGAUGAUCUCCAGCACGUUCCCUUCCUUCUUCCUUCCUGUUACAUAUAAGUUAAGCUAGUUGUCCUUUUCAUUAAUUAAGUGAACUUUAUCUUUAAAAAUGACCAGAUAGUAGGAAGAACCAUCUUGUUUUGGUUUGUAGUUAGCCCCCUGAGCCCAUCUUUCCCCAUAGAAUGGCUUCUCCAAUGCCUCUGUUGGAAUACCCUCUUCUGAGUUGAGUUGUGCCCUCUUGCAGCUGUGCUGACAGUGCCCCGAUGCCUUUCUUAGCCUUUGUACAUACAGAGAAAAUUUCCGUGGCAUCCUUGUUGUCGUCCAUAUUGUGGCCAACAUGUCUCUGCCUCUGGGUAGCGCCGAUUGUAGACGUGGGAUGGGAACAGGAGAGAGGUGAGGAUCUGAUUUGUAGCUGAUUCCUUUAGUUUGGGUAAAUGAAAUGAAGGGACUCCCCUACCCCGUCCCCAUUCCCGAUAGCUUUUUCUUUUUCUUAAGAGAAACUUUGUGUGGAGUAAAAUUCAGUUAAUUCAAGUGUUGAUUCCAGUUUUGUUGUCUUAUUUUAGAACCAGAUUGUGAUCUAGAAGUAGAACUGUGGUUGGGAAAGUGGUAGGGAACGAAUCAUCCUGGGACCUCUGUAGGGAAGAAGAGAGAUGGGGUGGCCCUUGGUCACCUUCUCCCCAGCCCCACUUCCACUGAUUGACGUUGAUUCGCUCAGAAUGCAUCCGUCCUGAUCCCCUUCUCACACAGUGAAUCGAGGCUCAAAUCCUUCUAUUUUUACAAAAAGCAAAGCAAUCGCACCAUCUCGUGGGGUGAGAACAUGAGAGCUGGGGACCUUGAUGCUGGCCGGGCCGCCAUCUUGAGAAGUCCUCGAUGAUCGUCCUGGUGAAGCUCUCCAACACAAGCGUAUUGGAAUGUUGUUGUCUUGAUUUCCAAUCUGAAUAGAAUUGUAGCUAUGUUGUUUAAAAAAAAAUUAAAAGAUGAAAAGCCUU
Molecule: messenger RNA, 1610 nt
Organism: Gracilinanus agilis (Agile Gracile Mouse Opossum)
Lineage: Eukaryota; Metazoa; Chordata; Mammalia; Didelphimorphia; Didelphidae
Gene: TSPAN13
Product: tetraspanin 13
Exons: 6
Coding region: 52-621 (189 amino acids)
Cellular component (GO): membrane
Source: RefSeq, a predicted model, not a curated record